GUUUAUUAACUUACAGCUUGAUGACUCGUGUCAUUGCUGUAGUUUAUUAACGUAACCUUUCCUUCCUUUAGCAUUAAUGACAAGUCAGCUCUGGUCAUGUUAUAUCACAAAUCAGAAAUCUUAUAGUAGCAACUUGCUCUUUCUGGUGAGGCACGAGCCGGUAGAUGGCAGUAAUGCACCUGAGCUGUUUACCAACCGUCAUAGAAGAAGAAGGAGACCACAGCACUGCGCAUGCGCUACUCUGGUUCUCCACGGAGCUGCUGGAGGAAGGUUCUGGUAGGUGUCUGGGUGGAUUUAGGUGUGUGUUAGUGUUUCUACAGGCGGUGUGAGAGAACCAACAGCAGCUUUAAGUGUUGGACUGAGGCUGGGACUCAGGUAGGACUCCUCUAGACUCUGUUUACCGCUCUUAGUCGUGCUCACUAGUGAUGCUGGACACCAGAGACACCUCCAGUCCGCGGUGGGUUCGGGUCAUCCAUUGUCUGCAGCCGGACAGGGGCGCAUCUACCUGCUUUCGGAGGGGUGUGCAGCACACAGCCCGCUUCACAGAGCCCCAUCUUUAUGAAGUGUCUGUUAGCUAAACACGGCUAAAGAAAACCUGCUACCACUUCAGGAUCAUCCAUCAGCUGGGACUGCUUCAUCAGCAUGGACACAGGUGUUAAAAUAAUGGCGCUGGUUAAAGAAGAAGCUCAUGAAGAACAGAGUGCUGGUGAGGACCAGCAGGAAUCAGAACACCUUCACAUAAAGGAGGAACAGGACGACCUCUGGACCAGUCUGGAGAGAGAGCAGCUACAUUUGAAGGAGACUGAUGCUGCCAGAUUUCUAUUCACUGCUGGUUCUAUAAAGAGUGAGGAUGAUGAAGAAAAACCUCUCGUCUCACAGCUUCAUCAGCAGCAAACAGAAGACCGAGAAGUUCCAGCGAGCAGCUCAGCUGACCAUGUGACAGCAGAAAUGACAAGUCAUUUAGCAACAAGGUCUUCAGGCUGUUGUGUUAGUAAGGAAUGUGUUAUAGUGAAGCAACAUGCAGACUCAUGUAGGGAAGUCCAGAAAAAGACUAAAACGUUUAGUUGUGAUCACUGUGGAAAAGAAUUUAUGGUUAAAUCAAGUUUAAACAGUCACAUGAGAAUCCACACAGGACAGAAGCCUUUUGCCUGUGAGCUGUGUGGACAAAGAUUUACCCGAAAGACACAUUUAAAAGAUCACAUGAGAAUCCACACAGGACAGAAGCCUUUUGCCUGUGAGCUGUGUGGACAAAAAUUUAGUCAUAAGACACAUUUAAAAGAUCACAUGAGAAUCCACACAGGACAGAAGCCUUUUGCCUGUGAGCUCUGUGGACAAAGAUUUAACCGACGAACAAAUUUAAGCAGACACAUAAGAAUCCACACAGGACAUAAGCCUUUUGCCUGUGAGCUAUGUGGACAAAAAUUUAACCAACGAACAACUUUAAACAGUCACAUGAGAAUCCACACAAGACAGAAGCCUUUUGCCUGUGAGCUGUGUGGAAAAGGAUUUAACCGAAAGACAGUUUUAAACAGACACGCAAGAAUCCACACAGGACAGAAGCCUUUUGCCUGUGAGCUGUGUGGACAAAGAUUUUGUUAUAAGGCAAGUUUAAACAGUCAUAUGAGUGUCCACACAGGACAGAAGCCUUUUGCCUGUGAGCUGUGUGGAAAAGGCUUUAACCGAAAGACCGAUUUAAACAGACACACGAGAGUCCACACAGGACAGAAGCCUUUUAUAUGUGAGCUCUGUGGACAAGGAUUUAGUCAAAAGAGAAGUUUAAACAAUCACACGAGUGUCCACCCUGGACAGAAGCCUUUUGGUUGUGUAACUUGAUGUAAGUGGUUACUUUUAAUAAAUGAUCAAUACGAUGUGAUAUUCCAUAUAAAUAUGAAAUAUCAAUAUUAUUGAUCUUUUGAAAUUUCAUCUAAAAUGAAACCAGGUCAUUUUGGUAGUUCGGGGAAAUCACACCUUCGUAAUAUUUUGAGACCGAGCGAAGAAUAGUUUCUAAAAACCACCUUAAUACAACAUUUCUACUACUGUGUGGAUGGUGGCACAGGAGUUAAGUGCUCGCCCCGUAAUCGAAUGGUUGCAGGUUCGAGCCCCCGCUUAAUCUGUCGCUGUCGUUGUGUCCUUGGGCAAGACACUUCACUCACCUUGCCUGCUGCUGGUGGUCGGAGGGACCGGUGGCGCCAAUGCUCGGCAGCCUCGCCUCUGUCAGUGCGCCCCAGAGCAGCUGUGGCUACAUCGUAGGUCAUCCCCGCCAGCGUGUGAAUGUGUGUGUGAAUGGGUGAAUGACUGAUUGUGUUGUAAAGCGCCUUGGGGGGUUCCAGGACUCUAGAAGGCGCUAUAUCAAAUACAGGCCAUUUACCAUUUACUAAUGAUGACACGGAACAAACGAUGAUAAAUUAUGGUUGAAAGAAGAUAACUGGGACAAUGAAUGAAAUGAUGGAAUGUGUACUUAGAUGUUAUGUAGCAAAACCAAGUGUCUUAGAAAAUUGUGAUGUCUGGGUUGUAAAAUACGUCUGAAUGUAUGGUAUAACAAUCUCUAUUAAAACACCAUCCCACGCCA
Messenger RNA from Nothobranchius furzeri (turquoise killifish), 2569 nucleotides. Its product is annotated as gastrula zinc finger protein XlCGF57.1. Gene Ontology annotation, molecular function: DNA-binding transcription repressor activity, RNA polymerase II-specific; RNA polymerase II cis-regulatory region sequence-specific DNA binding. The record is from RefSeq and is a predicted model, not a curated record. Gene Ontology annotation, biological process: regulation of transcription by RNA polymerase II. Lineage: Eukaryota; Metazoa; Chordata; Actinopteri; Cyprinodontiformes; Nothobranchiidae. Gene Ontology annotation, cellular component: nucleoplasm.